ACAGACCCCAGCGAGGCUACCGAAUAGGCAAAGGAGAUUCCCCCCUCCACCCGACGGUGCACAAGACGUCGGAGCCUUGAUGCUCAAAACUGGAAAGAGGAACUGAGAGGGCUACUGGAUCUUGUCAGGAAGCUGCCAAACGGGAUACUACUCAUUAUCCCAGUUCCAUUGUCCGGAGAGCACACAGCAUUUUCAGUCGCUUCCAAUGCCGCACCAAAACACACCGUGGGUUUUGGCACAGAUGGGCCGGGCCCACUUUGAGCAGGCUUCAUAUGUCGAGUCUGAGAAGUUUUUCAGGAAGAUGCGUGUGCAAGCGCCUUCACGACUCGAGGAUAUGGAGGUAUACUCUACAGUUCUCUGGCAUCUAAGACGGGAGACGGACCUUUCUUUUCUCGCACAUGAGCUGGUAGAUUCCGCAUGGCUUUCGCCGCAGGCUUGGUGUGCGUUAGGGAAUGCUUGGUCAUUAGCACGCGACCAUGAACAAGCACUCAAGUGCUUCAAGCGAGCCACUCAACUUGAUCCCAAAUUCGCAUAUGCUUUCACCUUGCAAGGACACGAGCAUGUCACUAACGAAGAAUAUGAUAAGGCACUCACGGCAUAUCGUCAAGCAAUAUCAGCCGACCGACGCCAUUACAACGCCUACUAUGGCAUAGGAAGGGUCCAGGAACGUCUCGGCGCUUACGAUAAGGCGUACACGCACUUCCACGCAGCCCAGAGCAUCAACCCCAACAAUGCAGUACUGAUAACUUGCAUCGGAACCGUACUAGAGAAGCAGAAGCAAAUAAUGCCUGCUCUGCAAGCUUAUAGCAAAGCAGUUGACCUCGCACCUCGUGCAGCCCAAACUCGUUACAAAAAGGCCAGAGCACUGCUUGCUGUUGGUCAAUUAGAUGCGGCGCAAAAAGAGCUGAUGAUACUUAAGGACCUGGCGCCAGAUGAGGCGACAGUUCACUUCCUCCUCGGCAAACUGUAUAGAAGCAUGGGCGAAAAGCAGCUCUCAGUGCGCCACUUUACUAUUGCCCUUGCCCUGGAUCCUAAGGCAAGCCAACAGAUCAAAGAAGCAAUUGAGAGUUUCGAGGACGACGUGGAGAUGGACGACUCGAUGAUGUGAUGAUUGUAAUGAACAUUGCGGUUUUAACGAGUCUGCACUUGCGUUUGAUAGCCUUGGUUUUGGGACGAUUGGCAUAAUGAAGUAUAUGGGAUGUGGUGGCACUGAUUCGUAUUGCGAAAGGCCGAAUAUAUGGGAUGAGGAUCGGCGGUCGGCGCUACUGUUGACAUUGUUACGAGAGCAUGGGCAUGGCAUCGGCGUUUUCUGGUAAGAUUAGGCCUCUUCAGCGGCCUGACUCGCGCGUGCUGUGCAAAUGGAAAAAGCGACUUUGCUUUUGUGUGUAUGUGGCAUGAGCAGCAUCCAUUGACGCGUUGAGAUACCUGUACACUAUGGGAAUAGGCAUUCAGAGAGGCGGCGGGCUGGUGGAUAGAUACCCUGAUAAUCAGAGUAAAAAGGCUGAGCCCAUUAUUGUUGUGAAUACGCGUCUCGAUAGACUUGUUGUGUCGUGAUGAGGCAACCUGAAUAGAAUGGAUAGGUAGGUUGGUGGAACAAGCUACCUACUAAUGGUAU
Molecule: messenger RNA, 1615 nt
Organism: Fusarium verticillioides 7600
Lineage: Eukaryota; Fungi; Ascomycota; Sordariomycetes; Hypocreales; Nectriaceae
Product: anaphase-promoting complex subunit 3
Exons: 2
Coding region: 206-1108 (300 amino acids)
Biological process (GO): cell division
Molecular function (GO): protein binding
Source: RefSeq, a predicted model, not a curated record